Coregonus clupeaformis (lake whitefish) is the source of this 677-nucleotide messenger RNA. RefSeq names its product non-lysosomal glucosylceramidase. Gene Ontology annotation, molecular function: beta-glucosidase activity. Lineage: Eukaryota; Metazoa; Chordata; Actinopteri; Salmoniformes; Salmonidae. The transcript has 4 exons. Gene Ontology annotation, biological process: carbohydrate metabolic process; central nervous system development. The record is from RefSeq and is a predicted model, not a curated record.
AUGAUAUUGCUGAGGAAGGGCACCUGCUUCCAAAAGUCUCUGCUCAAUCACGAGCCAUGGCAGCAUGUCAACGCCUACCUGAUCCACGACACGGCCGAUUGGAAGGACCUGAACCUGAAGUUUGUCCUGAAGGUCUACAGAGACUGUCACCUGAUCCAGGACACACAGUACCUCCAGGACAUGUGACCCAUCUGCAAGGUUGUAAUGGAGUCGGAGAUGAAGUUUUAUACGGACCGAGACGGUCUGAUCGACAACUCUGGCUACGCUGACCAGACAUACGACGGAUGGACCGUAACAGGACCCAGUGCGUACUGUGGGGGUCUGUGGCUAGCCUCCGUGUGUGUGAAGUGUAAAAUGGCAAGGCUGGUGGACAAUGAGGCUGCCUUCCAGAGAUUCAGAGACAUAUUAGGCGGAGGGAGCGCUGCCUUCGACAAGUUGCUAUGGAACAGGCAGUACCUUAUUUCUGCCAGCAGGGGGCACACAUUCAGUAAUGAAUGGGGACUAAUGCGGAAAAAACUUGUUUUGCUUUGUGUUACACAUUCUUAUUCAAUUCAGUUGGCUAAAACAUUGAUUAUUGUGAUGUUAUGUGUUUAUAUAGCAUAGAGUUUGAACUCAAGCAAAAAUUCAAAAACUAGCAACUGAGCUUCUGGAAUACUAGCGCUGAACGAUUAACUGAA